UCCAGUUCUACGCCCACUUUAACUGCCUCUUCGUCAUCUGCCUCCUCGGACUCCAGCUCAUCUACGGCCUCAUCGGAUUCGCGUUCCACUUCGUCCGGAUGCUCUGAUCAGGACGGUCCGCGCCAACGGGUCUCGAGUGCCGAUCUACUGGGACCUCGUCGACGUUCCUCUCACAUCGACAGGCCUGUACCAAUUAGCGAGAGAAUGUCACGUCACACUCGCCAUUUUGAUGAGUCUACCAGUCGAAAGCAUCAACAUCAGCAUCGACAUCGUCGACAGCGACGCCAGGUCACUGCAAAUGGAAAAGGACCGAAUUCUGUUAGUCCAUUGCCUCCGUCGGUGCCGACGAUUCUGUGCAAUGCUGGCCAACAGACGGACGAGGCCAGUCUGCUCAGGGUUGCAGGUGUCUUGGAUUUAGGAAACGGACAUGCCGCAGGCACGAAUGUCAACUCUCGUCUUGAUGACGAUGAAUGGGAGCUCGUGGAAUGCAACGAAUCCGACUGCGAAGAAUGCCAUAGUGCCGAUUCGAAUGGUGCCUUGGUUACUGGGCCUCUGCAAUCGACCAGACAUUCGUCGUCAACUACGGGGCCGUUUUCUCCAUCGGGCCUUCCUCUAACCUGUAUUGGCUCGAAUACCAGUGCUGCUGGAAGUUCUAGCAGCGGUGCUGGUGGAGGUGGCAGUCGGAUUGGACUACCUGAUGGAGGGAUGACUUCAUCUGAAGCUGGGGGUCCUUCGGAAAUGAUACGUUUUUCUCCCGAUUCCCAAGACCCACUCUCCAGCAGUCUCCGAGGCUACCAUAUUUUUGACAGAAUCCCUCCGGCCACUGGACACAGCACAAUUGGCGAGCAUGGGCAUCUGCCCAGUGAAAGUGCCCUACCUUCGUUGCGCGCCUACCUUCCAUACCAGAUGAGCCAACUGCAGUCUGGCUUGGUUCGAGUACCGAUCUGUGGUGGAAAUAGCAGUGGCGGCAGUGCUAGCGGACUCGAUACGACUGCCAUCAGGUCGGCGGACCUAUCGCGCCAGGGUCUUGUGGUCGGAGGCAGUCAGUCUACUGGGCCGGGCAGUUGUGGCAAUGUUGCCAAUUCUGGUGGGACUCGGGCCCAGGUUCCAGCAAGUGGCAAUGGUUGUCAGGGUCAACCCGUGAGAUUUGUACAAUCCGCCUAUCCAAUUGUCGCCACCACAACUGUUGCCAGUCCUUCGCUGAUGUCCCACGCUCAGCCAUCCUCGUAUCCGGUCCACUGCUCGAUUCCCAAACCCGUGGCAUUCGGACAAAUCUUUUCGGGUCAUCCUCCGACCUCUAGUCUCGCCACAACCAGCCCCAUCUCCUCUCUUCAGGCCACGGGUCUAGCCGUAAAUGUAUUUGGUUUCAAGGCCGAUUCUAAUGGCAACAGUUCGCCAGUUGUCACAGCAACGGGCUCAGAUGCGACCUCUUUUCUCCAGACGGACGGAUUCGGUCUGGUUCAAAGGCAGCACUCAUAUGGAUCGUCUUCUUCGGGACGCGGAGAAGCUGUUGGCGACACUGUCGGGCUGUUGGGCCAUUUCAGAGGCCAACGAAAAGACAGCUUGUCUUAUAAAUUUUUAUUCUAUUCUCGUGCUUUUCUCUUCCUUCCUCGGGUUUCUUCCUCAGGAGGCGGUCACUCGAAUUCCUCCUCUUGCUCUAAUUCAUCUAUUGCCCCGUUUCCACACGCAGGGCAAGCUCUUCUUUCCCCCACAGGACCACCUCAUUUGAUGCCUGGCCCCAUUCCAUCUGUAGGAUUAGAAGUUACUGCCAAUAGUGGAUUUAUACCUCAUGGAUUUGACGGCACAGCUCUUCUUUCCCCGACAGGACCACCUCACCUGAUGCCUGGCCCCAUUCCAUCUGUAGGAUUAGAAGUUACUGCCAAUAGUGGAUUUGUACCUCAUGGAUUUGACGGCACAGCUAGCACUGGUUUUCGUUAG
Messenger RNA from Protopolystoma xenopodis, 1938 nucleotides. NCBI's taxonomy places the organism in Eukaryota, Metazoa, Platyhelminthes, Monogenea, Polystomatidea, Polystomatidae. The record is from the annotation of a GenBank genome assembly.